GUUUCUCGGCCGCACUCAUCUCAGAGUUCAACGGCAACACAGACGCGCUGCCCGUCACGCACUCCUACUGAACUGCGCAUCAACUGGUGUCUACACAACGAGAAAUAAUUCAUCAGCCGGUUCUUGUCACGUGAGAACUGACCAGCCACUACCUAAUUCUCGUGCUUCAAUGGAGGAACCGUCGAGUGUCAAAGGUCAACGUCUUCGCCUGACUUGCACAGAAUGUUACCGACGCAAGAUCAAAUGCGACAAAAAUAUACCAUGUAGCACAUGCGUCAAAAGAGGUCACGCAGAUCUAUGCACUCGUGAAGAUGAUAAUGCGUCUACAACAGGAAACAUGGUUGGAGAGAGCGAAUCGAUAGUGCCUGAUGCUGGGCUCGUUCAAAACCUGAUCGACCGUGUGAAUCAGUUGGAGGCCCAGCUGCUCUCUCAAGCUGAAGGUGCACGGGAUGAUUGUGCUGUUCUGCAGCAGCCUUCAACACCCAUCCCACGGACUCCAGGUCAAGUUGGAACAAGUCCUAGUGGAGACCAUACUGGACCAAGUCCACACCCUGACCCUAACAGUCCCGGUCCGGAGCAAGUAGCUACUAUUGCGCACAACGACGAGGACGCUGCGACAGUUCUUGAGUUCCUCGCGUGGGGCCGUAGUAAGGAUGCCGACUACGGGACGACAUCUCGGCAAACCAGUCGCUUCCUGUUGGCACAACAAGACAAUGACAUCGCUCACAAUGCCAUAGCUGAGGGAAGUAAGCAUGCGACACUCGAUUUGCUCGAGACGCUGCUACCAUCACAGAUCCAGAUUCGUGAGCUUGUCAGCUACCACAACACAUACAUUCUGUGGUAUCAUGGGUCUUACUCAUCAUUGACGUUCGAUGAAGACUUAAGAGAGUUUUUGGUCAACUUCCAUGGGGAUGUGCGACACCCUGAUGCAGACGCCCAAUGGCUGGCGCUCUUGUUCGCGAUUCUAACAGGCAGCUUGGCUUGCGCGCCAUCCGGCAUCCGGCAGUCUUGGGGCUUUCAAGAUAGCGAGAGUCUGGUAUUAGCCCGUCACUGGUAUGAGGCAUCUAUCUUGUGUCUUAAUGCCGGCAAUUAUCUUGAAAGACACUCCAUCAAUGCCGUUGAAGCCAUCGCCACCUUGACGAUAGCCGCACACAUACUCGGCAGAUCCAAUAGUCAAUCGAUACUCCUAUCUUCGGCUGGGCGGAUUGCGCAGAGCCUCGGUCUGCACCGACUUAAUGCAGAUGAGCGAUCCUCUAAAGAACAGCUACGGAAGAAAGAGGCUGGUAGACGCGUCUUCAACCAGUUGUGUACACAGGACUGGUUUCAAAUCCCCUUCUCCGAGUCGUACUCACUGAAUCCGCAUUUCAUCUCCACUAGGAAGCCCGCAAAUUGCAAUGACGACGACCUCGAGUCACAACCCGAAUCCGUACCAACGCAAGCAAGCUACUGCAACUAUCGAUACGACAUCGCAGCACUAAUGCCUCAGCUUCUCGAUGCCACAUCUAAGUGCAAUACGCUGUUCACCAAAUAUGAACAAGUACUCAAGUACGACGAGAAGAUGCGGAGGCUUGCGACCGAAUCCAUGCCAGCAUUCCUGUCUACAAGUGCAGUUAUUGCACCAAACUGGCCGGUAUGGAUUGGCUGGGGUCGACGAUCAAUAGCUAUCUGCGCGGCGCACAAGAUCAUUAUGAUUCAUCGAAAAUUCCUUGGUCUUUCAUUCACCAACACGGCGUUUUCCUUCACUCGUCGCACAUGUGUAGCUGCAGCAAAGACAAUCUUAAAAGAGGCUCUAUCUGCAAGUGAUCAAAAUGGACCUGUCCUAUGGAUAGAACAGGCUUUUUCGGUGGCAGCCGGAAUCGUGCUCAGUCUCGACAUCGCCAACAAAUCGCCAAAACAAGAUGAUCUCGAUCAGCAUGCGGCAUUGAUGAAAAGCACCAUCGGCUACUUGAACAGUUUCAAGGGUAGUACAAUGGCGGCCCGUGGUGCACUCCUUCUUCACAAUCUACAGGAGGCGAUCGAACGAGGAGCUUUCCAUGGACUAGGGAAAAGGCAGCGCGAUGUCGGAACGACUGAGACAUUGCGACCAGCGAAGAAUGCGCGUCUAUCCAACGUCCCUCGAGGCGAGGCUCACACUCAGCGGACAAUGAGGACAAUGACGAAUACUGCAUCAAGGUUUGAUGGUGCUUCAGAAGGCAUGACAUGGGACACGUCGACUUACCCAUUUCCGAUUGACAUCACACUUGGACCCCAAGACCUGUUCGAUGAUUUGCUAUCACUCCAAUUCUGA
This is a messenger RNA of Boeremia exigua, 2287 nucleotides long. RefSeq lists its product as uncharacterized. The transcript has 2 exons. NCBI's taxonomy places the organism in Eukaryota, Fungi, Ascomycota, Dothideomycetes, Pleosporales, Didymellaceae. The record is from RefSeq and is a predicted model, not a curated record. Gene Ontology annotation, biological process: regulation of DNA-templated transcription. Gene Ontology annotation, molecular function: DNA-binding transcription factor activity, RNA polymerase II-specific; zinc ion binding. Bases 170 to 2287 code for a protein of 705 amino acids.